GACUGGGGCAGGGGAGUAGAAGCUGUCCAUGGGCUUGGAGGGGAACAGCCACCAGCCGCUAAUCCACAGCCCUGGAAUGUCUGUAGGCCAAUCAGCAGGGUCUUUGGGGGGCUCCCUGAGGGUGCUAAUAAUCCUACAAUGAUUAGCAGGGGCCACAGGGUCAGUGCACACUGCCCUGCUUUCUGUGGUGGAGCAGGCUGCUCAGACACUGAAGCUGGAGUAAGGAGGCAUUCAGAAGAAGGGCUCUCCUGUCUCUGUCCAAGCCAGUGCACCGCUGAGGGGAGGCUAUUUGCACACAAUGAUGACUCACUAGCCUCCUCCUUUUGUCUGGCAGUUUAGCCUGACUCCUUCAGACUGUGAAUAGCUUCACGAAAGCCUAGGAGGCUAGCUGGACUGCUAGGAGAAGCCAUGUCUGCAGCACCAGGCAGGCUAAUGGUUCAACCGGAGCCUUCCCCGGGCCUGGGGAGCCAGAGCCGAUGGCUCCGUCUCUUGCUUGUGCUCCUGUCUCUCCUUGACAUCACCUGGACAGAGGUGCAGGCACCCCCGCUGCCCGAGCAAGCUCCUACUCUCCAAGAUCUGUGUCCUUGGGGUGGGGUCGCACUGUCAGCUGGCAACGGCGAUGUCCCAGGUGCUGCUGGUCAUUGGCCUAACCUUCUCUCCCGGCCCCCAGCCCUGAGCAGGAAGGAGAGCUUCUUAAUCCUCUCCGUUCACAACCGCCUGCGCAGCCAGGUCCAGCCUCCUGCAGCCAACAUGCAGAGAUUGGACUGGAGUGAGAACCUGGCUCAGCUAGCUCAAACCAGGGCGGCCCUCUGUGGCGCGACAGCCACCCCGAACCUGGCAUCGACCCCACAGCACACCCCACAAGUGGGCUGGAAUGUGCAGCUAUUGCCCGCGGGCUCAGCAUCGUUUGUGGAAGCGAUCAACCUCUGGUUUGCUGAAGGUUUGCAGUAUAGACACCGGGACGCUGAGUGUGCCCACAAUGCCACCUGCAUCCACUACACACAGCUUGUGUGGGCCACCUCCAGCCAGCUGGGCUGUGGUCGGCAUCUAUGCUUUGUGGACCAGAAAGCCAUGGAAGCCUUUGUCUGUGCCUACUCCCCUGGAGGCAACUGGGACGUGAAUGGGAAGAUCAUCGCCCCUUAUAAGAAAGGCAGCUGGUGCUCACUCUGCACAGCCAGCGUCUCGGGCUGCUUCAAGGCUUGGGACCACGAAGGCGGGCUCUGUGAGGUCCCCAGAAACCCAUGUCGCAUGAGCUGCCGAAAUCACGGACAUCUCAACAUUAGCACUUGUCACUGUCACUGUCCCGCUGGCUACACAGGGAGAUACUGCCAAGUGCGGUGCAGUGUGCAGUGCGUUCACGGUCGGUUCCGGGAGGAGGAAUGCUCCUGCAUCUGUGACGUCGGCUACGGGGGAGCCCAGUGUGCCGCCAAGGUGCACUUCCCCUUUCACACCUGUGAUCUGAGGAUCGAUGGAGACUGCUUCAUGGUGUCUUCCGAGGCAGAUACCUACUACGGAGCCAAGAAAAAAUGUCAGGGAAAAGGUGGGGUGCUAGCCCAGAUCGAGAGCCAGAAAGUGCAAGACAUCCUUGCCUUCUACCUGGGCCGCCUGGAGACCACCAACGAGGUGACAGACAGUGACUUUGAGACCAGAAACUUCUGGAUUGGUGAGUGCUUGGCAGUUGGGGUGUGGCAAUCAGGAGGACAUGAAGCCUUUAAAGGCUCCAGGAAGCAUGGACUGAGGUACCCCCCCCCACACUCACACCAACAGAUAGCAAGGGUAUGGAAAGGGUUUGGAACACGAACUGGAUCAGUAGUCAGGACGAUCUUCCGUGGGCAGAGGGCUACAGGGUGGAAUGAACCACCGUGGGGGGAGGGUUCCGGAGAGAGAGGUUUAACAGCUGGGGGCUUGAGAGGCAUUAGGCAGCUGGUUUUCUGGACUCUGAGAUGCUGGGCAACCUUGGCUACCCUGGUCCAGGGCUCACCUACAAGGCAGCUAAGGACUCCUUCCGCUGGACUACUGGAGAACACCCGUCCUUCACCAGUUUUGCCUUUGGGCAGCCUGACAACCAGGGGUUUGGGAACUGUGUGGAAAUGCAGGCGUCCGCUGCCUUCAACUGGAAUGACCAACGUUGUAAAACUCGAAACCGUUAUGUCUGCCAGUUUGCUCAGAAGCACAUUUCCCGAUGGGAGCCGGGGCCCUGAGCCUGGCCAGGCGGUUCUCCUGUCGGCCCCUGAGUGCACAAGUCAGUUUGCCUGACUGCUCACCUGUGUGAAACAAGGGCCUGGGUGGGACUGUACGUCCAACAUCCAAAGACAUCUCAGAUCUUGCACGAUGCUGGACGUUGGGUAGCAUAGUCACAAAGCCCAUGGGAAAUGAAUAGGGGCUCCUACAGGGGCCUAGCAUGGGAAAAGAAGAACCAGGGAUCCUCAGCCUGCUUUUGAUUGAAAAGUUGGGCUUCCAUGGGCCCCUGAAGCAAAAUCCAGAGCCAGUGGCCGGAAGAAGCUGUUUUGCUCCAUUCAGCUCAAACGUCCUUGGGCAGCUGGAGUUUUCCAAACUGGGAGACUUCACAAAAGAUUAAAUGAUGUUAUGAAUCAGCUGGCUUUGCACACGAUCGAUUUUUCUUCUUUUCUGUGUGUGUAUUUUGUUUUGUUUUUGUAUUGGUGUUGCAGUUAUUGUUUUGUUGCGCUGACUAAUUUCAAACUGG
Messenger RNA from Meriones unguiculatus (Mongolian gerbil), 2704 nucleotides. It is a transcript of the gene Clec18c, whose product is annotated as C-type lectin domain family 18 member C. Gene Ontology annotation, molecular function: polysaccharide binding. The record is from RefSeq and is a predicted model, not a curated record. The transcript is spliced from 11 exons. NCBI's taxonomy places the organism in Eukaryota, Metazoa, Chordata, Mammalia, Rodentia, Muridae. The coding region runs from base 409 to 2256 and encodes 615 amino acids.